Penicillium riverlandense is the source of this 1431-nucleotide messenger RNA. Its product is annotated as questin oxidase family protein. Bases 1 to 1431 code for a protein of 476 amino acids. Gene Ontology annotation, molecular function: oxidoreductase activity. The record is from RefSeq and is a predicted model, not a curated record. NCBI's taxonomy places the organism in Eukaryota, Fungi, Ascomycota, Eurotiomycetes, Eurotiales, Aspergillaceae. The transcript has 5 exons.
AUGGCUACCAUGGGAACCGCCGAGCGAAUCACCAUACCAACAAACGUGCCAUCUACCGGCAUCUUCGAAGUACGCCCGCUGAUGGUCGAGACUGCCACCAAAGCGUCGGAGCUGCUGCAGCGAAACCACGACAACUACCACAUAUACAUCCACAAUCUCGGCCUUCACAACCAUAUCCUCCACCACCUUCUGGCCAUUUAUGCACUGGGAGGGACUCCUUGCCAGCUUGAGAAUGCCUACAAUCUAGCAACUGACUCUCAGAGGCCCACACGGAACCCAGACAUCAAUCGCGUGUUGGACUUUACUGAUCCUGCCAAAUUCAAGAAAUGUCUGGGUAAGGGGAAAUACUAUGACGAUUACUUCCUGUUUUUCCAGCGGGAGAUUGGCCGCAAUGGAGUGCCCAACACCGUAAAUGACUUCUUGUUUAAAGGGGAUGAAAGGGCCGAAGACAUGCUACGCCGGUUCUUUGGCGGAUUUUUGCACUCGCCGAUCCACCUAGGCUAUGCCAUCGAAUUCAAUCAGCCUCUAGUGGCCGCCGAGGCGCUUGCCCUCACGGCGAUCCACGAUGCCUCGUUCGGUGACAUCUUGGAACUCAUCGAGAAAAAUGCCCCGCUAUCUCCUGCAUCAGAGAGUCUGAUUGGCCUCCAGCUGGAAAUAUAUUCAAACCAGAAGUUUCGGCAUGCCAUGGACUAUAAGCAUGGCGUGUUUCAGAUUCAAAAUGGCCUCCUUGCCAAUGCGCGAGAGGAGUUCCUUCGGGUCGUGGGCUCCUGGAGGGUCCGGCCCCAGGAGCUGGAUGAAAAAACCGCAGAACAUCUGAAUGCUAGUCUAUACUGGACGGGACUCGCCCAACGGCCGGAGAAGCAGAUUCGCAUUGACUUCUUCCUGAUGCAUUCGAUCACCGCAGGGUCGUUCUGGCCCGUUCUCAAUAGUGCGCCAUGGAUCAGUCCCACUACAAAGUGCCGACUGCUGGAAUGGAAAGGCCGCUCGGAUUUGAUUCUAUACUGCCAGACAGGCGCACCUCUGCCGCGUCCCGAGGAAUUGGCCAUAUAUCAGCCUCAACAACCUUCGGGAUGGCAACAAAUAUUUCAACGCGCCUGUGAUUACAAAGAUGACGGUCACCUGUCAAAGCUCAUCCGCGGAAUCGCCACAGCGGCAGAGAUCAGCAAGGCUCAUGUGAAGAAUCCGAAAUUCAAACUAACAACCGAUCGAGAGUUUCUCACUCUUGCACAUAUGGCUAUGGAUUCUGCCGAGCAAUUCAACCGCCAUACAGGCACACGGGAAACCGACAUGAUCCGUGAAAGAUACCAGCAUGUGCGCACGCUGUCUAUGGAGAUACAGCGGGUGACAGCUCGGUGGCCACGUCAUGUAGGCUUCGAACAGGCUUGGUUCCACGUGCCGGAUAGGAAAUCAGUGGGACUUUCACACCUUUGA